Messenger RNA from Diprion similis, 1771 nucleotides. It is a transcript of the gene Dlish, whose product is annotated as SH3 domain-containing protein Dlish. The transcript has 5 exons. Gene Ontology annotation, biological process: superoxide anion generation. The record is from RefSeq and is a predicted model, not a curated record. Lineage: Eukaryota; Metazoa; Arthropoda; Insecta; Hymenoptera; Diprionidae. The coding region runs from base 421 to 1584 and encodes 387 amino acids. Gene Ontology annotation, molecular function: superoxide-generating NADPH oxidase activator activity; protein binding.
ACGAAUCGCGACAGUUCUUACCGGUUGCGAUUCGGUCGGCCCGGCUGAUCCUGAGAACAAGGGGCCCGAGGGAUCGCCACUGUAGAAGGGCCCUCAUCCCCACUCCGGAAUUGAUUUUGGGACCGACUCUUGCGUCCGUUGAGCCAACUUCCCAUUAGGAUUUAAUGCACAGCAGGUGCGUGAACUCUAUCGCGUCUGAAAUUCAUCCUCCGCGGUACGAUUCCGGAGUGACUUCUCUCUUCCUGAUCCAGUUCCGAAAUAAGUACAGCUGGUUCAGUAUUUCUCAGGAUCAGGAACUCGGGGGCGAAACUGGCCUCCGGAAUAUCAAGGGAACUUCUCGAUCCGAUCUUUCUUCAAAAUGAUCUCGAACAGACCCAGUAAUUAAUGAAAAUGUGAAGAGGAACCUGGGCCCACUGAAGGAUGGCUUUUUUGUGCCCAGUCCGUAUACGCCGUGGGAAAAAAAAGAAACCUGGGACUCAUAACUUCAGUUUAGAGAAAGAUGGAGGCGGUGGAGGAGCCGGGGGGGUUGGACUUGGGACCAGAGUCCCUCUGCCUCCAGGAAGAAUAACGGGGAGUGCAAGUAUCGAGACGCUAGUCAGAGUUGGAAUCGAAAAGGAGAACGGACUUUCGCCGGAUAGCAAGAUGGUCAUCGUUCAUGAUUUCACACCCUGCGUUGACGACGAGCUUCAAGUCAAGCGGGGUCAGGUGGUGAAUAUUUUGUACAGAGAAAACGACUGGGUCUAUGUCAUUGCGGCAGAUACUCGAAUGGAGGGAUUUGUGCCGCACUCUUACUGCGCUCCUUACACGUCACAGCUGGCCGAGUCGACACUUGCAACCUUGAAUAAUGUCAAGAAAAAACUUCCUCGUUCCAACGAAAACGAUAUUGAUCCAGCGAACGUUUCUCGAUCUCAAACUCUGCAGGAUAUGCAGCAAACAGAUACUGGAUCUGCUUCUGACUGCGAAAGCUAUGUUCGGCAUAAUAUUACCACAAAGGAUGCUACUAUAAAUAGAUCCAAUGUUGCUCAAUCCCAAAACUCUCUGCAGAGUACAUCUUCGCAGCCGGAUGUGCACCCGUUCUUCAAGGAUCCAUCGGCAGGAAGAUAUAUAGUACUGUACACAUUUGUGGCACGUGAUGAAAAUGAUGUGAGUGUGGAACGAGGUGAGUUUGUCACCGUUCUCAACCGUGAUGAUCCAGACUGGUUUUGGGUACUUCGACAUUGUGAUGGCAACGAAGGCUUUGUACCGUCUGGUUUUGUCUACCCUGGACAUAUUCUCCAUUCCAACACCUCGACAGAUCCUCACAGUUUAGGAACAGGUAACGCAAAUGUAACGGGUAGCGAACCGUUACAGCAAAAAGACCUUAGAGAUUUUCGCGACGAAACGAGUGGUACAGAACUAGUGGUUCUAUAUGAUUAUAAAGCACAAGCACCGGAUGACCUCUCGGUGAGAAGAGCUGACUGGAUUUAUGCAGACCUAGCUAAUCAGACUGUGGAUGGAUGGCUAUGGGCGUAUGCGCCAAAAACUCGCAAGUAUGGUUUUAUUCCGAAGGCAUACGCUCGUCCCCCUGCAAUGACUAGCCUAUAAUUCAACGUUAAUUAAUGAUAACAAAUAUUAAUUAUAAUUAUAUCAAACGAUUAAUUAUAUUUAGUGGGGAAAAAGUUUUCUCAAAUCUAUAAACCUCACUAAAUUAAUUAUACGUUACUGUUGUAUUCUUACCCUAUUUUUUUAUACACACAUAUAUACAGUGUGUAUAUAUAUAAAUAUAUGUAUA